ACGGUCGGCUGAGCGGCGCCGGAUCCCUGGCAAAACUGUGGCACGAACCCCGCAUCGGGUCGGACCCGCGUUCCCCAGGCGCCGGCCAGCGAGCAGCACGCGGAGGCGGAGCGGCAGAGCGGUUGCCGGGCGAGCUGGAAACCAUGGCCAAGAAGGAGGUAAAAUCCUCACUUCUGGACAAUAUGAUCGGCGUUGGAGAUACGGUUCUCUUGGAGCCUCUCAACGAGGAGACAUUCAUCGACAACCUGAAGAAGCGCUUCGAUCACAAUGAGAUAUAUACAUACAUCGGGAGUGUGGUUAUAUCUGUUAACCCCUACCGGUCCUUGCCCAUUUAUUCACCAGAGAAAGUGGAAGAUUACAGAAAUAGAAACUUCUAUGAACUGAGCCCUCACAUCUUUGCUUUGUCGGAUGAAGCAUACAGAUCCCUCCGUGAUCAAGAUAAAGAUCAGUGCAUUCUCAUUACUGGGGAGAGUGGAGCGGGAAAAACAGAGGCCAGCAAGCUUGUGAUGUCCUAUGUCGCUGCAGUGUGUGGAAAAGGAGCAGAAGUUAAUCAGGUCAAGGAACAGCUUCUCCAGUCCACCCCUGUCCUGGAAGCUUUUGGAAAUGCCAAGACUGUAAGGAAUGACAAUUCAUCCAGAUUCGGCAAAUACAUGGAUAUUGAAUUUGACUUUAAAGGCGAUCCGCUGGGAGGAGUGAUAAGUAACUAUCUUUUAGAGAAAUCUCGUGUUGUUAAGCAGCCGAGAGGUGAAAGAAACUUCCAUGUGUUCUAUCAGCUGCUCUCGGGUGCCUCUGAGGAACUCCUCCGUAAGUCUAUGGGUGCCUCUGAGGAACUCCUCCACAAGCUUAAACUGGAGCGGGAUUUCAGCAGAUACAACUAUCUGAGUCUGGACUCUGCCAAAGUGAAUGGUGUGGACGACGCUGCCAAUUUCAGAACUGUCAGGAAUGCCAUGCAGAUCGUGGGCUUUUCGGAUCCUGAGGCCGAGUCUGUCCUGGAGGUUGUGGCAGCUGUCUUGAAACUGGGGAACAUCGAGUUCAAGCCUGAAUCACGAAUGAACGGUUUGGAUGAAAGCAAAAUCAAAGACAAAAAUGAGUUAAAAGAAAUUUGUGAGUUGACCAGCAUCGAUCAAGUGGUUUUAGAAAGAGCGUUCAGUUUCCGAACGGUUGAGGCGAAGCAGGAGAAAGUUUCAACCACAUUGAAUGUGGCUCAGGCUUAUUAUGCCCGUGAUGCCCUGGCUAAAAACCUCUACAGCCGGUUGUUUUCAUGGUUGGUAAAUCGAAUCAACGAAAGCAUUAAGGCACAAACCAAAGUGAGAAAGAAGGUCAUGGGUGUUCUGGACAUUUAUGGCUUUGAGAUAUUUGAGGACAACAGCUUCGAGCAGUUCAUUAUUAAUUAUUGUAAUGAAAAGCUUCAACAAAUCUUCAUUGAACUGACCCUCAAAGAAGAGCAAGAGGAAUAUAUUCGUGAGGACAUAGAAUGGACUCACAUUGACUACUUCAACAAUGCUAUCAUUUGCGACCUAAUAGAAAACAACACAAACGGAAUCUUGGCCAUGCUGGAUGAAGAGUGCCUGAGACCCGGCACUGUUACAGAUGAGACCUUCCUGGAAAAGCUGAACCAAGUCUGUGCCACCCACCAGCACUUCGAGAGCAGGAUGAGCAAAUGUUCCCGCUUCCUCAAUGACACGACCCUGCCUCACAGCUGCUUCAGAAUCCAGCAUUAUGCUGGCAAGGUGCUAUACCAGGUGGAAGGGUUUGUUGACAAGAACAAUGACCUUCUGUACCGAGACCUGUCUCAAGCCAUGUGGAAGGCUGGCCAUGCCCUCAUCAAGUCUCUGUUCCCUGAAGGGAAUCCUGCAAAGGUCAACCUGAAAAGGCCUCCUACUGCAGGGUCCCAGUUCAAGGCGUCGGUGGCCACCCUGAUGAAAAACCUGCAGACCAAGAACCCGAACUAUAUCAGGUGCAUCAAGCCGAACGAUAAAAAGGCCGCUCACAUUUUCAGUGAGAGUCUCGUGUGUCAUCAGAUCCGGUACCUGGGUCUUCUGGAGAACGUUCGAGUGAGACGGGCAGGCUAUGCCUUCAGGCAGGCCUAUGAACCUUGUCUGGAAAGAUACAAGAUGCUUUGCAAACAAACAUGGCCUCACUGGAAGGGACCAGCAAGGUCUGGUGUGGAAGUUCUGUUUAAUGAGCUAGAGAUUCCCGUGGAAGAGUACUCCUUCGGUAGAUCCAAGAUAUUCAUCCGAAACCCAAGGACAUUAUUCCAAUUAGAAGACCUAAGGAAGCAGCGGCUGGAGGACCUGGCCACUCUCAUUCAGAAGAUUUAUCGAGGAUGGAAAUGUCGUACACAUUUUCUGCUCAUGAAAAGAAGCCAAGUCGUGAUUGCCGCCUGGUACAGGAGAUACGCGCAACAAAAGCGAUAUCAGCAGAUAAAGAGUUCAGCCCUGGUGAUUCAGUCUUACAUCCGGGGCUGGAAGGCUAGAAAAAUCCUGCGGGAGCUGAAGCAUCAGAAACGCUGCAAGGAGGCAGCCACCACCAUCGCAGCAUACUGGCACGGCACCCAGGCGCGAAAGGAGCGGAGGCGGCUGAAGGACGAGGCUAGGAAUAAGCACGCUAUUGCAGUUAUUUGGGCUUUCUGGCUUGGAUCGAAGGCACGAAGGGAAUUGAAACGCUUGAAGGAGGAGGCUAGGCGUAAGCAUGCAGUUGCUGUCAUUUGGGCUUACUGGCUUGGACUGAAGGUACGAAGGGAGUACAGGAAAUUCUUUAGAGCAAAUGCUGGAAAGAAAAUCUAUGAGUUUACACUUCAAAGAAUUGUGCAAAAAUACUUGUUGGAAAUGAAAAAUAAAAUGCCUUCCUUGUCACCAAUAGAUAAAAAUUGGCCAUCAAGACCUUACCUAUUCUUGGAUUCGACUCACAAGGAGCUAAAAAGGAUCUUCCACUUGUGGAGGUGUAAAAAAUACAGGGAUCAAUUCACAGACCAGCAGAAACUUAUUUAUGAAGAGAAGCUGGAGGCCAGUGAACUCUUCAAAGACAAGAAGGCUUUAUAUCCUUCUAGUGUUGGUCAGCCAUUCCAAGGAGCUUACCUGGAAAUCAACAAGAACCCAAAAUAUAAGAAACUCAAAGAUGCCAUUGAAGAGAAGAUCAUUAUUGCUGAGGUUGUGAACAAAAUCAACCGGGCUAAUGGGAAGAGUACAUCUCGGAUUUUCCUCUUAACAAACAAUAACCUUCUCCUUGCUGACCAAAAGUCGGGGCAGAUCAAGUCCGAGGUCCCCCUGGUGGAUGUGACUAAGGUCUCCAUGAGUUCACAGAAUGAUGGUUUCUUUGCAGUACACCUCAAGGAGGGUUCAGAAGCAGCUAGUAAGGGUGACUUUCUCUUCAGCAGUGACCACCUGAUUGAAAUGGCAACCAAGUUGUAUCGCACGACUCUUAGCCAAACUAAACAGAAGCUCAAUAUCGAGAUUUCCGAUGAGUUCCUGGUACAGUUCAGACAGGACAAAGUAUGUGUGAAGUUUAUUCAAGGCAACCAGAAAAACGGGAGCGUGCCAACCUGCAAACGAAAGAACAACAGGCUUCUUGAAGUCGCUGUCCCUUAAGUGAGGCCUCCUCUCUGUUCUCACGGACUUGUUUCCUCGUAACAGUGCAAUUUUACUUUGUUUCAUUUGGGGCUCACUGUAUGUUUCAGAAUUGCCAAAGGCUAGCUGAGUCCUUUCGGUAAAAUUAAAAGUAUUUGACUAAUGAGUUUUAAUUAUCAGAACAGUUAAUUCUUAAGUCCACAUUCUGUCCUGGGCAGGAUUAUAGAAAUUAACAUGUCUGUUUCUAUGGCAUAUGUGUUUUCUCCUUAGUUACCUAGGCUUGUGUACCGUAAACCCACAUAUUACCCAUAAAUCACUAGUACAUGUCAGCAUAGGAGGGAGGUUUACAAUCAGUUAUCAGAUAUUUAUUGAAUGCCUAAUUUUUGCUGGGCAGUGUGCUGAACUUACUCGGAAACUUCUGUUUUUAAAGCUGUUGCCUUCUGGCUGACUUGUGCUGGGAAAGCAGCAGCUAAGAAGGCUGAAGAGGUUGAGGCGAAUGAGGCUGCUAAUGAAAGGGCACUAGCAGGGACCUGGUAGUGUGUGCACUCACUGAGAAGCAGUGGUCCUGGGGGGAUUGGAGAUAGGUGACUGAGUCAAACUCCUCUAGGUUUUCUUAUAUAUAUAAAUCUAUUUGAAAAAGAGAUGACCAACAUUUACACAUACACAGUUAUUGGUUCAGAUCCCCUGUAAUCACCUUCUGUUAGAAAACAGAAGUUGUUUUCACUUUAGAAAAACUAACUGAAGAAGGGCUAUACAAUGCUUUGUUUUUAGUCCAGAGAAGCAUGAGUAAGGACCCUAGAUGUCCACAGGGUAUCCACCCAGAGUGGCCUAGAUGUCCUCAGUGUAUCCACCCAGAGUGGCCUAGAUGUCCUUAGUGUAUCCACCCAGAGUGGCCUAGAUGUCCUCAGUGUAUCCACCCAGAGUGGCCUAGAUGUCCACAGGGUAUCCACCCAGAGUCACAUAGAUGUCCACAUUGUAUCCACCCAGAGUCACCUAGAUGUCCUCAGUGUAUCCACCCAGAGUCACCUAGAUGUCCUCAAUGUAUCCACCCAGAGUGGCCUAGAUGUCCUCAGUGUAUCCACCCAGAGUCAGUAGCUUUUGAAACUGCAUGAUAAAAAGAGGCUGAGAGCCAUUCAGACUGGCAGAUCUUCUCUUUGAUGUGCAAUAAAACAUCCAAGAUCACUUUUGAAAGUUUUAUUUAUAAUAUGCAUUUUUGUAUGAGAGAGCUGAUUGGUAUAAGGUGUGUAUUUUAGUCAAAGAUCAAAAUUUAACGUUAGAAUUAGUUUUCAGGGUUUUUUUUUUCUUCUUCAAAAUUUACAAUAAGGAUUCAUUUUGGAAACCACAUUUUAAACUCUGGAAUUAAAUUUUUUCUUAUUUGGGAGGAUAAUGUAUAUACAUUGGGAUUAUGUUAAAUAAUAAAAUUGUUCUAAUUUGAUGCCAUUUGCUGGAUCGCAACUGUAUUUUUGUAUCUCAAGCUAUUUUCAUGUUAGUGUCAAAGUAACAUGUCACAGAAAGGUUUUCCAUUCAUAUAUUUUAUGGUCUCUGUGUUAACAGGUUUCCACUAAUCUUUUUGUACCAGUAUCAGUUGAUGAAAAAGUUCUCUGGGGAUUUUCUUUUGAUUUUUGUACUUAAAAAAAAAAUUCUGAUAAAGAAA
Molecule: messenger RNA, 5220 nt
Organism: Rattus norvegicus (Norway rat)
Lineage: Eukaryota; Metazoa; Chordata; Mammalia; Rodentia; Muridae
Gene: Myo1b
Product: myosin Ib
Biological process (GO): actin filament organization
Cellular component (GO): brush border; cytoplasm; myosin complex
Molecular function (GO): cytoskeletal motor activity; actin filament binding; microfilament motor activity
Source: RefSeq, a predicted model, not a curated record